AUACGGAUCUGCGGCGCUUGUGUGGCAUCUGCUAGGCUUCGUUUGACGAAGUUGGGUUUGUGCUCGGUGGUCUUGUGCUACUUUUACGGUUCUUGGGCGGCAUUGACGGUUUGCAAGAGUUCUCCGGCUGGUCUCUGUUAACCAGGGUGAGCUGCUGGACAUCGUAAAAAGCGAAAAAGAAAAUCAGAGGGCCGUCAGCAAUGGCAGUUGAUCUGAGUUCCUACCGGGACCAGCACUUCAAGGGAAGCCGAGCGGAGCAAGAACGCCUUCUCCGCAUGAGCUCGACGCUCUACAUCGGUAACAUGUCCUUCUAUACGACAGAAGAGCAGAUCUACGAACUCUUCUCCAAGUGCGGUGACGUCAAGAAAGUCGUCAUGGGCCUGGACCGUUUCCACAAGACGCCGUGCGGCUUCUGCUUCGUCGAGUACUACACGCGCGCCGACGCCGAAAACGCCAUGCGCUACAUCAACGGCACAAAACUGGACGACCGCAUCAUUCGUACCGAUUGGGAUGCCGGAUUCAUCGAGGGACGCCAGUUCGGUCGCGGCAAGAGCGGCGGACAGGUUCGGGACGAGUACCGAACGGACUACGACAGUGGUCGGGGAGGCUACGGCAAGUUGAUGGCCCAGCGCGUAGUACCGCCGGCAACACCAGUUUAGCGGUCGAGAAAGACUGCGUCCGUCUGUCUGAACUAACCGUUGGACACUGGGUGGUUGCACGCGUAUGCGGGACGUUUCACCCGUCGUGUUUGCGAGAUGGCGGGAUGGCGCGCUAAUUUUGCGGGGGGGUUUCUCUUGGCUACCGACGAACCGUGUUGUUUUCUCACAAAGUGCGUCUUCACACUUGGUGUGUUGCCCCUGCCGUCCCGUUCUAAUGAGCCAGAAAGUGCUUUGUUCAUCUCCAUCCCGUCUUUUUGUAUCUGUCAUGCGUGCUUGGAACGAGUGUGAGGGUCUUCAGCAUUGUCCAAAUAAAUGUCCCUGCAACAUGAGCAAAACUAAUCUCCUUUCCAAAUGAACGACAUUCGCUACGAAUACCUUUCGUUUAUUUUUACGUGCAAAAAAAAAAAAGAGCCCCUGUAAAAGUAGCAUUCAUUAUUGACUUAAGUUUGAGCUAUACACUUGCGCCAAAUUUUGGACCAAUGCACAGAUGACGGCCGAGCAUUACGGAUACAUAAGAAUCUUGGACUAAGACAAAAGUUGGAUCAGCUGUAGGGUACUUAAUGGCGAUAGUCGUGCAGGACUAUCACAUGCGAAACCUGCUGGCAGUGACUUGUUGGCUGUGGCAUCUCUGUGUCGUGCGAGUUUUGCCGAGGCUGGAAUGCUGAAGCCUCCAGAGUCCUAACUCCAGUGGUUCCCUCGACUCCUUGGACCAUAACAGUGCUGAUUUGGCCAGAAUGGUAUACAUGUUGCAACGUGAGGAAACUGUACAAGAACUGGAUGAAUGAAGUGUACAGAUGUCUUAAGACUAGUUUACAUCGAUGGCAAAUUAUAAAAUAAAGCUUCUCCAGUUUAUUCUGA
Molecule: messenger RNA, 1517 nt
Organism: Dermacentor andersoni
Lineage: Eukaryota; Metazoa; Arthropoda; Arachnida; Ixodida; Ixodidae
Gene: Cbp20
Product: cap binding protein 20
Biological process (GO): mRNA cis splicing, via spliceosome
Cellular component (GO): nuclear cap binding complex
Molecular function (GO): RNA cap binding
Source: RefSeq, a predicted model, not a curated record